Messenger RNA from Stegastes partitus (bicolor damselfish), 1242 nucleotides. Its product is annotated as diencephalon/mesencephalon homeobox protein 1-A-like. NCBI's taxonomy places the organism in Eukaryota, Metazoa, Chordata, Actinopteri, Pomacentridae. Gene Ontology annotation, molecular function: RNA polymerase II transcription regulatory region sequence-specific DNA binding; DNA-binding transcription factor activity, RNA polymerase II-specific. Bases 1 to 1242 code for a protein of 413 amino acids. Gene Ontology annotation, biological process: regulation of transcription by RNA polymerase II. The record is from RefSeq and is a predicted model, not a curated record. The transcript is spliced from 4 exons.
AUGCAGCACUACGGGGUGAACGGUUACUCUCUGCACGCCAUGAACUCCCUGAGCGCCAUGUACAACCUCCACCAGCAGGCGGCGCAGCAGGCGCAGCACGCUCCGGACUACAGGCCCUCGGUUCAUGCCCUCACUCUGGCAGAGAGACUGGCUGACAUUAUCCUAGAGGCCCGGUAUGGAUCCCAGCACCGAAAGCAGCGGCGCAGUCGGACGGCCUUCACCGCCCAGCAGCUGGAGGCUCUGGAGAAAACCUUCCAGAAGACCCACUACCCCGACGUGGUGAUGCGAGAGCGCCUGGCCAUGUGCACCAACCUGCCCGAAGCCCGAGUGCAGGUUUGGUUUAAGAACCGUCGGGCCAAGUUUCGCAAGAAGCAGCGCAGCCUGCAGAAGGAGCAGCUCCAGAAACAGAAGGAAGCAUCCGGAGCUGCUGAGGGCUCUCCAGAGGAUUCAAAGUCUGACCUCACCACCACCACCACCAACACCACCAGCAGCAGCAGCACCACCACCCUGGUACCGGAGGCCCGAACUCCUCCUCCUCCGUCCUCCUCUUCAUCCUGCCACUCAGAGUCAGAGAGGCUGGCAGCAGCAGCAGCAGCAGCAGCAGCAGCAUCUCGGCCUCAGCCCGGAGAGAUGAGCGUGGAAGUGAACGUCACCUCCCCCGAGCCGUCGGACAGCGAGUCAGCAGCCGAAGACAACGCUGACAGGGAGGAGGACGAGAUGAGAGGGGAGGCGAGGGUGAAGCUCAUUGAGGAGACGCAGGGGGAGGGAGGAGCGCCGGCGGGGAGCAGCUCCCCGUCCUGCAAACGUCUGAGCCCCACACCAGACUCUCCCCUGAGCUCUCCAGCUUUGCCGUCCUCCAGCAGCGUAACCAGCGGUUUGGCUCAGAGCAACUCUUACGCCUCGUCCCCCCUCAGCCUCUUCCGGCUGCAGGAGCAGUUUCGGCAGCACAUGGCCGCCACCAACAACCUGGUGCACUACCCAUCCUUCGACAUGAGCACGCCGUCCUCUCUGCCCUACCUGGGCAUGAACGUCAACAUGCCUUCCCCGCUGGGCUCGCUGCCCUGCCAGUCCUACUACCAGACGCUGUCGCAGGCCCAGCAGGUGUGGAACAGCCCGCUGCUGCAGGCGGCACCAGGCAGCCUCCCGGGAAGCCUCAACAGCAAGACCACCAGCAUCGAAAACCUCCGUCUGAGGGCCAAGCAGCAUGCAGCCUCGCUGGGAUUGGACACGCUCCCCAACUGA